Molecule: messenger RNA, 966 nt
Organism: Scaptodrosophila lebanonensis
Lineage: Eukaryota; Metazoa; Arthropoda; Insecta; Diptera; Drosophilidae
Gene: Dci
Product: enoyl-CoA delta isomerase 3, peroxisomal
Exons: 2
Coding region: 140-922 (260 amino acids)
Source: RefSeq, a predicted model, not a curated record
AUUCAUACACACUUCCAAAGUGCAACUUUUGUGUUGGCUGCGCUGAUUAAUCUAAAUAACCAUAACAAUGAGCGUAGAUUAGUUAAUGUCGCUUGAUUGUGAACUUUGACUAACAGCAGCACUUGCGAUAUUUUACAAAAUGUCUUACCAAGGCUAUCAGAAGCUGCUUGUGGAAAAGCAGGACAAAAUAGUGGUUGUUAAAUUUAAUAAUCCAGCGAAGAAGAAUUGUCUUAAUCUUCCAAGUUAUGUGGAAAUAACGCGAGUCUUACGAGAGGUUAACGAGGAUGAGAGCGUGACGAUUGUCGUGUUCACCGGCGUGGGGGAUUAUUUCACAGCCGGCAACGAUUUGUCCCAAACUGGCGAUGAUGUCCAGGCUUAUCUACAGAACUCCAAUAGCAUAUUCAAGGAUAUGGUGCUUAGCUUUAUCGACUGCAAGAAGCUGAUCUUUUGCUUGGUAAACGGACCGGCUAUUGGCAUUGGAGCCACUAUUGCGGGCCUAAGUGACGUGGCGUGGUGUACAGAGCAGGCUUACUUCCUAACCCCGUUUAGCAAGCUGGCUUUGGUGCCGGAAGGGUGUUCGUCUUACCUUCUGCCGCUAAUUGUGGGGCGUUCGAAAGCCACAGAGCUGCUGUUACUAAACGAACCGCUUUCUGCGCGGGAGGCCUAUCAGUUUGGUUUCGUCUCGCGCGUCUUUAAGCUCGAUGAGCUGGACACUGUCGCCUGGCCCAAGAUACGCAUAUAUGCCGCUUUGCCGCCAAAUUCCUUGCGCGAAAGCAAACGACUUAUGCGCUUACACGAGCGCGAGAGUUUGCUUAGAGCGAAUGAGGCUGAGGCCAAGGAGCUUUUAAAUUGUACACAAAGCAGUGAAUUCUUUGAGGCAUUGAUGAAUUUUGCAAUGCGUAAGAACAAGUCCAAGUUGUAAAUAUAAAUUAAGGUCCAAACAGGACGUUUCAAUCUCAAAAUGCA